UUCAACAGAUCAGAUGGUCCUAGCCAAGCCCUAAUGGUCUUAGAAUCAAAGAUGAUACAGAGAGUGGCAGGAUAGGAGGGGGGAAGAAGGGGGAGAUAGAAGAUGCCUACUCUCUGGCUCGCCCUCAAGAAAUCUUUGCAUUGCAAGUCUAACCCCUCUGAGGUACAUGAACCAAGGGCAAGGGGUCCUUUUGGUAUUCUCUUGGUGAGGAAGAGGACAUGCAGGUCUAGUUGCUCCAAAUCCAUAGCCAACCUCAAGGAUGUCAUCCAUGGGAGCAGGAGGCAGAUCGAGAGGCAUGCCAGUUGCAGCCCUAGGUCAUUCGGGAGCAAUGAGUUCCUCAAUCCAAUUGCUCAUGAGGUGGUUCUGAGUGACUCCAGGUGUGAGCUCAAGAUAACUGGGUUUGGCAAUUACCAUGAAGGUGGUGGAAGAUCAGAUGGUGGUGGAGGAGGAGGUGAGAUGGGAUCAGCUUAUGUGGGCACCCUAAGGCCUGGGACUCCAGGCCCUAGAGGGAAGAGCAGCACACCUCCGAGGAAGGUAGCUCAUCCCCAUUGGGAGUGCUCUUCGCUCACAGGUGCUUCUGUGCUUGGCAAUGGUGGUGGAGCUAAUGAUGCCUGUGUGGAUGCUAGGUCUUCUUCUACUGGGUCUUCUGCUACAUUCACCUGCCAUAGAUGCGAGGAGCACUUUGGGAAAUGGGAGGGUUUGGAGGCACAUCAUCAGUCCAAGCAUGCAGUCACUGAACUACUGGAAGGUGACUCCUCUCGGAAGAUAGUUGAAAUAAUAUGCAAGGCAAGUUGGUUAAAGUCGGAGAGCACGUGUGGACGGUUAGAACGAGUCUUAAAGGUUCACAACAUGCAAAAUACUCUUACGCAGUUUGAAGAAUACCGUGAACUGGUGAAGGCUAGAGCCAGCAAGCUUCCCAAGAAGCACCCACGAUGCUUGGCUGACGGAAAUGAACUCUUGAGAUUCUAUGCCACAACUGUCUACUGUUCUCUGGGAGUCGGUGGUUCCUCAAAUCUUUGCGAUUCCAGCAAGUGCAACAUUUGCCGCAUCCUGAGAUUUGGAUUCUCCAAGAAGGAAAUGAAGGGAGGCCUGGGGAUGUUCACAACCUCCACUAGUGGGAGAGCAUUGGAAUCCAUUCAGCUACAUGAAGAUCACCCAUCUAUAAGAAAGGCAUUGUUGAUUUGUCGAGUGAUCGCUGGAAGAGUUCACAAGCCUACCGAGAACCUGCAAAAUAUGGCAAGUCAGUUUGGGUUUGAUUCAGUUGCAGGAAAAGUUGGUCCAUAUUCAAGUAUAGAGGAGCUCUACCUUCUCAACACAAGGGCUCUUCUACCCUGUUUUGUGGUAAUUUGUAAACCAUGAAAAAACACUUUCAAAUUUAACCAAGCACUUUGCAAUCAAUGAAACACAAUUGUUUUAGAACGUUGAAUUUGUUUUGGCUAUGCCAAAUGCAUUUACAUAAGAACAGUUCCAAUA
Messenger RNA from Zingiber officinale, 1473 nucleotides. RefSeq lists its product as uncharacterized. The transcript has 2 exons. Bases 103 to 1359 code for a protein of 418 amino acids. NCBI's taxonomy places the organism in Eukaryota, Viridiplantae, Streptophyta, Magnoliopsida, Zingiberales, Zingiberaceae. The record is from RefSeq and is a predicted model, not a curated record.